AUGCCUAUCGAAAAGUCUCGAAAUGCGCCAAUUACGUUGCAUCGAUCAGUAAGUCAUACACCAAGUAUGAUGGUUAAUAUUAAAGAAUACCUCUCGGAUCAACCACAAUUUAUUGAUUGCCCAAGUUGUAAGAUUCACAAUGUCACAGAAGUCAAAUUCGUGCCUGGUCUUUUCACCUGGAUCACUUUUUUCAUCAUUUUAAUAGCUGGGAUUUGCAUACUACCUUUAUUCUUUCUAUGGGUACCGUUUUUGAUGGAUUCAUUCAAAGAUGCGCAUCACUACUGCUCUAAUUGUAAGGUAUGGAUUGGUAACUAUCGAAGACUGGGCAAAAAUGAGUAA
This is a messenger RNA of Thelazia callipaeda (thelaziosis nematode), 339 nucleotides long. The record is from the annotation of a GenBank genome assembly. NCBI's taxonomy places the organism in Eukaryota, Metazoa, Nematoda, Chromadorea, Rhabditida, Thelaziidae.